CGCCAAGCCUGGCCGGGAAAAUUCCCUUUUCAUAGACUCUGAAUAAUGUCUGUGUGAGAACAUUCCCAGCGCACCUUCUGAAUAUCUUUAAGCGCAGACCUCAAAGGACCAGCACCGCGUCCUCCGAGUCAAAUUCGAUCACCACCGAGUUGUUAUUUCUGCUUGCUAAAUGUAGCAGCUCUCUUGGGAACGAAUUCGAAUGUCGAGAUUGUAUAUGGCGAUGAAGGAGUUGAGCGAUGCUUUCUUUUUUGUCUGCUCAUUAGAAUUCUGGAGAAUGUCCGUGUUGUGGACAUUUUCGCUUAUAUUGUCAUAUUGGCAAUUGUUUAAAGAAUAUGAGAUUCUCAAAUCCUAUCCCAGAUGUUCUCCUUCAACAUCUCCUCGUCGGCCUGUUUGCGUCAUCACUGGUGCAACAUCUGGCCUGGGUGCUGCCACUGCUCUCGCCCUUUCAAAAGAAGGAUAUUUUGUUGUUAUUGUUGGAAGAUCACACCAGUUGUUAUUGGAGACCAUAAAAAAGAUCAAAGAUUGCAAUGAAGAUGCCAAAGUGAAAGCUUUCCAGGUUGAUAUGUCAUCAAUAAAGUCCAUUGUGACGUUUAGGAAGUCCUUGCAGCACUGGCUUUUGGAAUCCGACUUGCACUGCUCAGUUCAAAUACUGAUAAACAAUGCUGGAAUAUUUGCAACAUCACAUAAAGUCACAGCUGAGGGAUACGAUCAGAUGAUUGGUACAAAUUAUAUAGGUGCUUUUGCUUUGACAAAGCUUCUAUUACCACUUCUGGAAAGCAGCCCUGUAACUUCAAGAAUUGUGAAUGUGACAUCCUUUACUCAUCGAAGUGUUAGUGAUAUACAGGUUGAUGAGAAAACUGUUUCUGGGAGAAGAUUUUUGGGCUCAAAACAAUACCCAUGCGCUCAAAUUUAUGAAUACUCUAAAUUGUGCCUACUGCUCUUCUCCUAUGAGCUUCAUCGACAGCUUAGCUCAGUGGGUAAAUCCUGUCACGUCUCUGUCAUUGCUGUGGAUCCUGGAGCUGUGCAAACCAACAUAAUGCGAGAAGUUCCUUCAAUUCUAUCUAGCUUGGCAUUCAAACUCCUAGGAAUGUUGGGCCUAUUGCAAACCCCCGAAUGUGGGAUUAGCUCUAUUAUUGAUGCAGCCCUUGCACCUCCAGAAGCAUCAGGAGCGUACUUUUUUGGGGGGAAAGGCAGGAUUAUCAGCUCUUCAGAACUUUCACGAAACCCCAAAUUAGGACGCCAACUCUGGGAAACCACAUGUAAUCUGUUAUCGCAUACCCCUUUUGGCUCUGAGGAAACAAAGAUGCUAGCAUCUGCCCUAUCAUGUACUAAGUGAACGAAAGAUAGCAUUCUUUAAUUUUCUGAAAGCAGAUGAUGGAACAGAUUUUGAAUCCUUUGGAGCAUGUGAGGUUGCAACACAAGGAUUGAGAACGUAAACAGAUCCAUUUCAUCCCUCUCCAGCUCCAAGAAUUUAAAUCCGGCAUACCAUACUUUGGAUUAAGUUCUAUGGAUUUUAGCUCUUAGAAGCUAGUGGCAUCAUAGUUUUAGACAUAAUUUAGGUGUAGCUUUUCAUCAAGUGCAUCAAUAAAAUCAUGAUAUGUGAAUAUUUUUAUUGUUCAAUACUCUUAUAUGAUGGAGAUUGAUAAUAAAUAAAAUAUGUUGUGAC
Molecule: messenger RNA, 1666 nt
Organism: Neltuma alba
Lineage: Eukaryota; Viridiplantae; Streptophyta; Magnoliopsida; Fabales; Fabaceae
Product: dehydrogenase/reductase SDR family member on chromosome X
Exons: 10
Coding region: 200-1336 (378 amino acids)
Source: RefSeq, a predicted model, not a curated record